Dibothriocephalus latus is the source of this 555-nucleotide messenger RNA. Lineage: Eukaryota; Metazoa; Platyhelminthes; Cestoda; Diphyllobothriidea; Diphyllobothriidae. The record is from the annotation of a GenBank genome assembly.
CUUAAGGAGAAAAUCCUGACCAAUGAACGUCAUCAACAGGAGAAGUGUGCCCUUGAGAAGACAUUGUCUGAUGAAGUUUUCAGGGUCACCCAGCAGUUGGAGUUUGCCAAGCGAGAUCUGUGCCAGCACAAGGAGGAACAGUCACGCCAGGACAAUCGGUUUGAAAGCCUGCAGAAAGAUUUUGACAAUGCUCUGUUAACCGUAUGCCAAUCGGAAACUGCUCAUGCGGCAGAAAUGCAGGCCAAAGACGAGCAGCUGAGGGACACCACAACGAAGUUGAACUCUGCUCUUGAAAAAAUCAUCCUCUUAGAAGCAAAUAUCUCUGCUCUAGAGGAAAAGGUAUUUCAGGGUGUGAAAAUUUGUCAAAUUGAUCAUUUUUGGCCAAAUAGUCCCCUUGUCGAGGUAGACGAGAAAGCUUUUUUAUUUUUGCAUGACUUGAUUAGCCACAAGCAACAAUAUUGCAUAUUUCAUGGUGAGGUUUACUAUACAGGCCCCCAUGGUUUCCUUUUAUCUACUAUAAUUCUGCUGCUUUUGCGUUGGAAAUGGCUCCUCUGA